UUUACAGCCUCGUAAAACACCAUGGGUUCCGGUUCUGCUGCUACUGGUCAGAAACUCCGCAUGACUCUCGCCCUUCCCGUGGGUGCGGUCAUGAACUGCGCUGAUAACUCGGGUGCCAAGAACCUCUACGUUAUCGCCGUCAAGGGUAUCAAGGGCCGUCUUAACCGUCUCCCCGCCGCUGGUGUCGGAGACAUGGUUCUCGCCACCGUUAAGAAGGGAAAGCCAGAACUCCGCAAGAAGGUCAUGCCCGCUGUCGUCAUCCGCCAGCGCAAGCCCUGGAGAAGACGCGAUGGUAUCUUCCUCUACUUCGAGGACAACGCUGGUGUCAUCGUCAACCCCAAGGGUGAAAUGAAGGGCUCUGCCAUCACUGGCCCCGUCGGCAAGGAGUGCGCUGAUCUUUGGCCCAAGAUCGCCUCCAGCGCCGGCACCGUCGUCUAAAUUUCAUGUUCGACCCUGGGCAAUAUUUGUACAUGACAUCCUUUGCUCAAAUACACCCUCCGCAAUAAUUCUGG
Messenger RNA from Polychytrium aggregatum, 512 nucleotides. Its product is annotated as 60S ribosomal protein L23. The record is from RefSeq and is a predicted model, not a curated record. Gene Ontology annotation, molecular function: structural constituent of ribosome; large ribosomal subunit rRNA binding. Lineage: Eukaryota; Fungi; Chytridiomycota; Chytridiomycetes; Polychytriales. Bases 22 to 438 code for a protein of 138 amino acids. Gene Ontology annotation, biological process: translation. The transcript is spliced from 6 exons. Gene Ontology annotation, cellular component: cytosolic large ribosomal subunit; ribosome.